AGGAGCCAGCCACGCUCGCGCACAAAGUUGUGGAGUCGCCUUUCGGAGGAGGGGAGCGGGCAGCCGCAGCCCGCCGCGGGCUUUCUCCCGCCGAGGGGCGAGGAGGAGCCUCUGGCCCCCCCAGCCGAUUGGGGAAUCGCAGGGAGCAGUGCCCCCCUUCUUGUGGGUCAUUUCUGCAGACGGAAAACUCUCUUGUGUUUGGCAAACUUGGUGCCUGCGCGCCUUCUCCAGGUUUGCACUUAACUGUUUUGUUUUUGUUUUUGGCGGAACUACGGGGCAGGAGGAUUGCACAAGUCAGGGGCGUUUUCAAUCGGGUGUCAAAAUUUUUUUUCCUCUUUCGGAUUGUGUCUGGUUCUCCACGUUUUAUGUGAAAAGAAAAAGAAAAAUCGCACCACCCAAUUCACCCUCGCGCACGCCUUUGCUCUUGCUAGGACCCCGACCCGUCCGGAGGACGCGCUGGCCAUCUGGGACCCCGCGGCGCCGCGGGCGAGCAGAUAUUUGUGUCAAGCUGGAUCAUUAUAGAAAGUUGAAAGUCUUAAAAAAAAGGAUUGGAUAGACUCUUUGGAUUACUCUGAAACUCAGCCAACAUGGCAAAGUAUGGAGAACACGAAGCCAGGCCUGAAGAUGGACAGAAUGAAUUCAGUGAUAUCAUUAAGUCCAGAUCUGAUGAACACAAUGACGUGCAAAAGAAAACCUUUACCAAAUGGAUAAAUGCUCGAUUUUCAAAGAGUGGGAAACCACCCAUCAAUGAUAUGUUCACAGACCUCAAAGAUGGAAGGAAGUUAUUGGAUCUUCUAGAAGGCCUCACAGGAACAUCACUGCCAAAGGAACGUGGUUCCACAAGGGUGCACGCCUUAAACAAUGUCAACAGAGUGCUGCAGGUUUUACAUCAGAACAAUGUGGAAUUAGUGAAUAUAGGAGGCACUGACAUCGUAGAUGGAAAUCACAAACUGACUCUGGGAUUACUUUGGAGCAUCAUUUUGCACUGGCAGGUAAAAGAUGUCAUGAAGGAUAUCAUGUCAGACCUGCAGCAGACAAACAGUGAGAAGAUCCUUCUGAGCUGGGUACGCCAGACCACCAGGCCGUACAGCCAAGUCAAUGUCCUCAACUUCACCACCAGCUGGACAGAUGGACUUGCCUUCAAUGCCGUUCUCCACCGACAUAAGCCUGAUCUCUUCAGCUGGGAUAGAGUUGUCAAAAUGUCCCCAAUCGAGAGACUUGAACAUGCCUUCAACAAGGCUCAGACUUACUUGGGAAUUGAAAAGCUGUUAGAUCCUGAAGAUGUUGCUGUUCAGCUGCCUGACAAGAAAUCCAUAAUUAUGUAUUUAACAUCUUUGUUUGAGGUGCUACCUCAGCAAGUCACCAUAGAUGCCAUCCGUGAGGUAGAGACACUCCCAAGGAAAUAUAAGAAAGAAUGUGAAGAGGAAGAAAUUAAUAUACAGGGUACAGCACUUGAGGAGGAGCGUGGGAGUCCCCGAGCUGAAACCCCCAGCACGGUCACCGAGGUCGACAUGGUUCUGGACAGCUAUCAGAUGGCACUGGAGGAAGUGCUGACCUGGUUGCUUUCUGCCGAGGACACUUUCCAGGAGCAGGAUGACAUUUCUGAUGAUGUGGAAGAAGUCAAAGACCAGUUCGCCACCCAUGAAGCUUUUAUGAUGGAGUUGACUGCCCACCAGAGCAGUGUUGGAAAUGUCCUGCAGGCCGGUAACCAGCUGAUAACACAAGGGACUCUGUCGGAUGAAGAGGAGUUUGAGAUUCAAGAACAAAUGACCCUGCUGAAUGCUAGAUGGGAGGCUCUCAGAGUGGAGAGUAUGGACAGACAAUCCCGGCUGCAUGAUGUGCUGAUGGAACUGCAGAAGCAGCAGCUGCAGCAGCUCUCCGCCUGGUUAACGCGCACAGAAGAGCGCAUUCAGAAGAUGGAAACUUGCCCCCUGGAUGAUGAUUUAAAAUCCCUACAAAAGCUGCUAGAAGAACACAAAAGUUUGCAAAAUGAUCUUGAGACUGAACAGGUGAAAGUAAAUUCCUUAACUCACAUGGUGGUGAUUGUUGAUGAAAACAGUGGUGAGAGUGCUACGGCCAUUCUGGAAGAUCAGUUACAGAAACUAGGUGAGCGUUGGACAGCAGUGUGCCGUUGGACUGAAGAACGCUGGAAUAGGUUACAAGAAAUCAGUAUGUUAUGGCAGGAAUUACUGGAAGAACAGUGCUUGCUGAAAGCUUGGCUAACCGAAAAAGAAGAGGCUUUAAAUAAAGUCCAGACAAGUAACUUCAAGGACCAAAAAGAACUAAGUGUCAGUGUUCGACGUCUGGCCAUUUUGAAGGAAGACAUGGAAAUGAAGCGCCAAACGUUGGAUCAGCUGAGUGAAAUUGGCCAGGAUGUGGGUCAGUUACUUGAUAAUCCUAAGGCAUCUAAGAAGAUCAACAGUGACUCGGAGGAGCUGACUCAGAGGUGGGAUUCUUUGGUUCAGAGACUAGAAGAUUCUUCCAACCAGGUGACUCAGGCAGUAGCAAAGCUGGGGAUGUCCCAGAUUCCUCAGAAGGAUCUGUUGGAGACUGUUCGUGUAAGAGAACAAGUAACUACAAAAAAGUCUAAGCAGGAACUGCCUCCUCCUCCUCCCCCAAAGAAGAGACAGAUCCAUGUGGAUAUGGAAGCUAAGAAAAAGUUUGAUGCUGUAAGUGCAGAGCUGUUGAACUGGAUUCUGAAAUCAAAGACUGCCAUUCAGAGCACAGAGAUAAAAGAGUAUAAGAAGAUGCAAGAGACUUCAGAUAUGAAAAAAAAGUUGAAGGGAUUAGAAAAAGAACAGACGGAAAGGAUUCCCAGAUUGGAUGAAUUAAAUCAAACUGGACAAAUCCUUAUGGAUCAGAUGGGAAAAGAAGGCCUUUCUGUUGAAGAGAUAAACAGUGUUCUGGAGAAGAUUUUAUCGGAAUGGAAGACUGUGUCUCAGCAUUUGGGAGAUCUAGCAAAAGCAAUUAAGCUCCAGGAAGAUAUAAAUGCUUAUUUUAAGCAGCUGGAUGAGCUUGAAAAUAUCAUAAAGUCAAAGGAGGAGUGGGUAAAACACACCCCCUGUGCUGAAUCUUCCCAGCAGUCCUUACCAAAUUUGAAGGAUUCCUGUCAGCGAGAACUGACAGACCUCCUUGACCUCCACCCUCAAAUUGAGAUGGUGCGUGCAAGCUGCUCAGCCUUGAAGUCUCGGCCUUUUGCCCCAGCUUUCAUCCAGCAGGACUUCGAUAGCUUUAUGGGUCGCUACCACGCUGUGCAGCAGGAUUUAGAAGAUCGCCAGGAACAGCUAAAUGAAAUGAAGAGCCAGCCAGGACAUGCAUAUCUGGAAACAUUGAAAACAUUGAAAGAUUUGCUAAAUGAUUCAGAAAAUAAGGCCCAAACAUCUCUGAAUGUCCUCAAUGAUCUUGCAAAGGUGGAGAAGACCCUGAAAGAAAAAAAGGCUCUUGAUGAAAUUCUUGAGAGUCAAAAACUUAUACUCUAUAAACUUGCUGAAGAAACAAAGGCGUUGAAGAAAAACGCUCCUCCUGAUGUUGAAAAAAUAUAUAAGCAAGAAUGUGAUGAUGUCCAAAGAAAGUGGAACACACUGAAGAGCAAGGUUUCCAAAGACCUGCAUUUGCUCGAAGAAAUUACCCCCAAACUCAGAACUUUUGAGGCUCAUUCAGAAGUCAUUGAGAAGUGGAUGGAUGGGGUGAAAGAGUUCCUAAUGAAAGAGCGGGCUGCCCAAGGAGACACUGCAGGUCUACAGAGGCAGCUUGACCAAUGCUCUGCAUUUGUUAAUGAAAUAGAAACAAUUGAAUCAUCUCUGAAGGACAUGAAAAAAAUAGAAACUAACCUUCGAAGCUGUCCAGUUGCUGGAAUCAAAACUUGGGUGCAGGCUGGGUUAGGUGACUACCAAACCCAACUGGAGAAACUCAGCAAGGAGAUUGCUAUUCAAAAAACGAGGUUGUCUGAAAGUCAGGAGAAAGCGGCAAACUUGAAGAAAGACCUGGCGGAGAUGCAGGAAUGGCUGACCCAGGCAGAAGAAGAAUACCUGGAGAGAGAUUUUGAAUACAAGUCACCGGAAGAACUAGAGAGUGCCGUGGAAGAAAUGAAGAGGGCCAAAGAGGAUGUGUUGCAGAAGGAGGUGAGAGUGAAGAUUCUCAAGGACAACAUCAAGUUAUUAGCUGCCAAAGUGCCCUCUGGUGGCCAGGAGCUGACAUCUGAGCUGAACGUGGUACUGGAGAAUUACCAGCUUCUUUGUAACAGAAUUCGAGGAAAGUGUCACACACUGGAGGAGGUCUGGUCUUGUUGGAUUGAACUGCUUCACUAUUUGGAUCUUGAAACCACCUGGUUAAACACUUUAGAAGAGCGGAUGAAGAGCACAGAGACCCUGCCUGAGAAGACAGAUGCAGUCAAUGAAGCCCUAGAGUCUUUGGAGUCUGUUUUGCGCCAUCCAGCAGAUAAUCGCACUCAGAUUCGAGAACUUGGCCAGACUCUGAUUGAUGGAGGGAUCCUUGAUGAUAUCAUCAGUGAGAAACUGAAGGCUUUUAACAGCCGCUAUGAAGAUCUGAGCCGCCUGGCAGAGAGCAAGCAGAUUUCUUUGGAAAAGCAACUCCAGGUCCUGCAGGAAACUGACCACAUGCUUCAGGUCUUGCAGGAGAGCUUGGGAGAGCUGGAUAAACAGCUCACUACCUACUUGACUGACAGGAUAGAUGCUUUCCAGGUUCCGCAGGAAGCUCAGAAAAUCCAAGCAGAGAUCUCAGCCCAUGAACUAACUUUAGAGGAGUUGAGAAGAAACCUGCGUCCUCAGCCCCCCACUUCCCCUGAGGGCAGGAGUGCUAGAGGAGGCAGUCAGAUGGAUUUGCUACAGAGGAAACUUCGAGAGGUGUCCACGAAGUUCCAGCUUUUCCAGAAGCCUGCUAACUUUGAACAGCGCAUGCUUGACUGCAAGCGCGUGCUGGAUGGUGUGAAAGCAGAACUUCAUGUUCUGGACGUGAAGGAUGUAGACCCUGAUGUCAUACAGAGCCACCUGGACAAGUGUAUGAAACUGUAUAAAACUUUGAGUGAAGUCAAGCUUGAGGUGGAGACCGUCAUCAAAACAGGAAGGCACAUCGUCCAGAAGCAGCAGACUGACAACCCCAAAGGAAUGGAUGAGCAGCUGACUUCUCUGAAGGUCCUUUACAAUGACCUGGGCGCGCAGGUGACAGAAGGAAAGCAGGAUCUGGAAAGAGCAUCACAGUUGGCUCGUAAAAUGAAGAAAGAGGCUGCUUCUCUCUCGGAGUGGCUUUCUGGUACUGAAAUGGAAUUGGUGCAGAAAUCCACUUCAGAGGGCUCGCUUGGUGACUUGGAUACAGAAAUUUCCUGGGCCAAAAAUGUUCUGAAGGAUCUGGAAAAGAGAAAAGCUGAUUUAAAUACCAUCACAGAGAGUAGUGCUGCCCUCCAGAACUUGAUUGAGGGCAGUGAGCCUGUUUUAGAAGAGAGACUUUGCGUCCUCAAUGCUGGGUGGAGUCGAGUUCGCACCUGGACUGAGGAUUGGUGCAAUACAUUGAUGACCCAUCAGAACCAGCUGGAAAUAUUUGAUGGAAAUGUCGCUCACAUAAGUACCUGGCUUUAUCAAGCAGAAGCUCUGUUGGAUGAGAUUGAAAAAAAAACAGCAAGUAAACAGGAAGAAAUUGUGAAGCGCUUAAUAUCUGAGUUGGAUGAUGCCAGCCUCCAGGUUGAAAACGUCAGAGAUCAAGCCAUUGUUUUGAUGAAUGCCCGUGGGAGCUCAAGCAGGGAGCUUGUAGAACCGAAAUUAGCUGAACUGAAUAGAAACUUUGAAAAGGUGUCUCAACAUAUCAAAAGUGCCAAAUUGCUGCUUGGUCAGAAACCAUUGUUAUACCCAUGUUUGGUCACCACUGAAACAACUGAGGCUGGUGUGCAUUUCUCUGACUUGGAAAAACUAGAAAAUGAUAUAGAAAAUAUGUUAAAAGUUGUGGAAAAACAUUUGGAAAUGACUGAAGAAGAUGAAAAGAUGGAUGAGGAGAGAGCCCAGAUUGAGAAAGUUUUACAAAGAGGAGAACAAAUGUUACAUCAACCCAUGGAGGAUAAUAAAAAAGAAAAGAUUCGUUUGCAGUUACUACUUCUGCAUACACGAUACAACAAAAUUAAGGCAGUCCCUAUUCAGCAGAGGAAAACAGGUCAUCUUCCUUCUGGAAUUAGAUCAUCACCUCUUCCUGCAGAUUAUCUGGUUGAAAUUAACAAAAUUUUACUUUCCAUGGAUGAUGUUGAAUUAUCUCUUAAUAUUCCGGAGCUAAGCACUACUGUCUAUGAAGACUUCUCCUUUCAGGAAGAUUCUCUAAAGAAUAUAAAAGACCAACUGGACAGACUUGGAGAGCAGAUUGCAGUUAUUCAUGAAAAACAACCGGAUGUUAUCCUUGAAGCCUCGGGACCUGAAGCCAUUCAGAUCAGGGAUACGCUUACGCAGUUGAAUGCAAAAUGGGACAGAGUUAACAGAAUGUAUAGUGAUCGUAAAGGCCAUUUUGAUAGGGCAAUGGAAGAGUGGAGACAGUUCCAUGGUGACCUUAAUGACCUCACGCAGUGGAUAGCGGAAGCGGAAGAGUUGCUGGUUGACACCUGUGCUCCAGAUGGCAGCCUUGACUUAGAGAGAGCCAGGAUACAUCAGCAGGAGCUUGAAGAGGCCAUCAACAGCCACCAACCCAGUGUUGCAGCAUUAAACCGGACUGGGGAGGGGAUUGUACAGAAACUCUCCCCUGCAGAUGGAAGCUUCUUGAAAGACAAGUUGGCAGGUUUAAACCAGCGCUGGAUCACAAUUAUUACAGAAGUGAAGGAGAGGCAGCCAAGGCUACAAGGAGAAAGUAAGCAGGUGAUGGAAUAUAGGAAAAGGCUGGAUGAAAUUAUCUGUUGGUUAACAAAGGCUGAGACAGCUCUGCAGAAGAGAUCAACCAUGGAUCUGGAAGAAAACCUGCAAGAAUUAAGAAACUUAUCACAGGAAAUGGAAGUACAAGCUGAAAACCUCAAAUGGCUGAAUAGAACGGAGUUGGAAAUGCUUUCAGAUAAAAAUCUGAGUUUACACGAAAGAGAGAAAAUUUUGGAAAGUCUAAGAACUGUAAAUACAACAUGGAAUAAGAUGUGCAGAGAAGUGCCUAGCCUAUUGAAGGAACAGACCCAGGAACCCUGUUCUGUUUCACAGACAAGGAUUGCUGCUCAUCCUGGCGUCCAAAAGGUGGUGCUAGUAUCAUCUAUGUCAGAUAUUCCUGUUCAGUCUCAUCGCACGUCAGAAAUUGCUGUCCCUGCUGAUCUGGAUAAAACUAUAACAGAGCUCGCCGACUGGCUGGUAUUGAUCGACCAGAUGCUGAAGUCCAACAUUGUCACUGUUGGGGAUGUAGAAGAGAUCAAAAAGACAGUUUCCCGAAUGAAAAUCACGAAGGCCGACUUAGAACAGCGCCAUCCCCAGCUUGAUUAUGUUUUCACUUUGGCACAGAAUUUGAAAAACAAAGCUUCCAGUUCAGAUGUGAGAACAGCAAUCACAGAAAAGUUGGAAAAGGUGAGGAGCCAGUGGGACAGCACUCAGCAUGGCGUGGAGUCACGGCAGCAGCAGCUCGAGGACAUGAUUAUUGACAGUCUUCAGUGGGACGACCACAGGGAAGAGACGGAGGAGCUGAUGAGGAAAUACGAGGCCCGACUGUACAUCCUGCAGCAAGCUCGCCGGGAUCCACUUGUCAAACAGAUUUCUGAUAAUCAGAUCUUGCUUCAAGAACUGGGUCCUGGUGAUGGCGUCGUCAUGGCCUUCGAUAAUGUCCUGCAGAAACUGCUGGAGGAGUAUGCUAAUGAUGAUACAAGGAAUGUCAAGGAGACCACUGAGUACUUAAAGUCAUCCUGGAUCAAUCUAAAACAAAGUAUUGCUGACAGACAGAGCGCCUUGGAGGCUGAGCUGAGGAUGGUGCAGGCCUCUCGCAGAGACCUGGAGAACUUCCUAAAGUGGGUCCAAGAAGCAGAAACCACCGUGAAUGUGCUUGCGGAUGCCUCCCAGCGAGAGAAUGCUCUUCAGGACAGUAUCCUGGCCAGGGAACUCAAGCAGCAGAUGCAGGACAUCCAGGCAGAAAUUGAUGCCCACAAUGACAUAUUUAAAAGUAUUGAUGGAAAUAGGCAGAAGAUGGUAAAAGCUUUGGGAAAUUCUGAAGAGGCUACUAUGCUUCAACAUCGACUGGAUGACAUGAACCAAAGAUGGAAUGACUUAAAGGCAAAAUCUGCAAGCAUCAGGGCCCACUUGGAGGCCAGUGCUGAGAAGUGGAACAGGUUGCUGAUGUCUUUAGAAGAACUGAUCAAAUGGCUGAAUAUGAAAGAUGAAGAGCUUAAAAAACAAAUGCCUAUUGGGGGAGACGUUCCAGCCUUACAGCUCCAGUAUGACCAUUGUAAAGCACUGAGACGUGAGUUAAAGGAGAAAGAAUAUUCUAUUCUGAAUGCUGUAGACCAAGCUCGAGUUUUCCUGGCUGAUCAGCCAAUUGAAGCCCCCGAAGAACCAAGAAGAAAUCUACAAUCAAAAACAGAAUUAACACCAGAGGAGAAAGCCCAAAAGAUUGCCAAAGCCAUGCGUAAACAGUCUUCUGAAGUCAAAGAGAAGUGGGAGAGUCUAAAUGCUGUAACUACCAGUUGGCAAAAGCAAGUGGACAAGGCCCUCGAGAAACUCAGAGACCUGCAGGGAGCUAUGGACGACCUGGACGCUGACAUGAAGGAGGCCGAGGCUGUGCGGAACGGCUGGAAGCCCGUGGGAGACUUACUCAUCGACUCGCUCCAGGAUCACAUUGAAAAAACCACGGCCUUUAGAGAAGAAAUUGCACCCAUCAACUUAAAAGUGAAGACAGUGAAUGAUCUAUCCAGCCAGCUGUCUCCACUUGAUCUGCAUCCAUCUCUAAAGAUGUCUCGCCAGCUGGACGACCUCAAUAUGCGAUGGAAGCUUUUACAGGUUUCUGUGGACGAUCGCCUUAAACAGCUUCAGGAAGCCCACAGAGAUUUUGGACCAUCCUCUCAGCAUUUUCUCUCUACUUCAGUCCAGCUGCCGUGGCAAAGAUCCAUUUCACAUAAUAAAGUGCCCUAUUACAUCAACCAUCAAACACAGACAACCUGUUGGGAUCACCCUAAAAUGACUGAACUCUUUCAAUCCCUUGCUGACCUGAAUAAUGUACGUUUCUCUGCCUACCGUACAGCGAUCAAAAUCCGAAGACUACAAAAGGCACUAUGUUUGGACCUCUUAGAGUUGAAUACAACAAAUGAAGUUUUCAAACAGCACAAGCUGAACCAAAAUGAUCAACUCCUUAGUGUCCCAGAUGUCAUCAACUGUCUGACAACAACUUACGAUGGACUUGAACAAAUGCAUAAGGACCUGGUCAACGUUCCUCUCUGUGUAGAUAUGUGCCUCAAUUGGUUACUCAAUGUGUAUGACACGGGUCGGACUGGAAAAAUCAGAGUGCAGAGUCUGAAGAUUGGAUUGAUAUCUCUCUCCAAAGGCCUCUUAGAAGAAAAAUACAGAUAUCUCUUUAAGGAAGUAGCGGGGCCCACCGAAAUGUGUGACCAGAGGCAGCUGGGCCUGUUACUCCAUGAUGCCAUUCAGAUCCCGCGGCAGCUGGGGGAAGUAGCUGCUUUUGGAGGCAGUAAUAUUGAGCCGAGUGUUCGCAGCUGCUUCCAACAGAAUAACAACAAGCCAGAGAUAAGUGUAAAAGAAUUCAUAGAUUGGAUGCGUUUGGAACCACAAUCCAUGGUUUGGCUGCCAGUUUUACAUCGAGUGGCAGCAGCUGAGACUGCAAAACAUCAGGCCAAAUGCAACAUCUGUAAAGAAUGCCCAAUUGUUGGAUUUAGGUAUAGAAGCCUAAAGCAUUUCAACUAUGAUGUCUGCCAGAGUUGCUUUUUCUCAGGUCGAACAGCAAAAGGUCACAAAUUACAUUAUCCAAUGGUGGAAUAUUGUAUACCUACAACAUCUGGGGAAGAUGUACGAGACUUCACAAAGGUUCUGAAGAACAAGUUCAGGUCAAAGAAAUACUUUGCCAAGCAUCCUCGGCUUGGCUAUCUGCCUGUCCAGACAGUUCUUGAAGGUGACAACUUAGAGACUCCUAUCACUCUCAUCAGUAUGUGGCCAGAGCACUAUGACCCUUCGCAAUCCCCUCAGCUGUUUCAUGAUGACACCCAUUCAAGAAUAGAACAAUACGCCACACGACUGGCCCAGAUGGAAAGGACUAAUGGGUCUUUCCUCACGGAUAGCAGCUCCACUACAGGAAGUGUGGAGGACGAGCACGCUCUCAUCCAGCAGUACUGCCAGACGCUUGGAGGGGAGUCCCCACUGAGCCAGCCACAGAGUCCAGCUCAGAUCCUCAAGUCAGUAGAAAGGGAGGAACGUGGAGAGCUGGAACGGAUCAUUGCUGACUUGGAGGAAGAGCAAAGAAAUUUGCAGGUGGAGUAUGAGCAGCUGAAGGAACAGCACCUGAGAAGGGGGCUCCCUGUCGGCUCACCUCCAGAUUCCAUUGUAUCGCCUCAUCACACGUCUGAGGACUCAGAACUCAUAGCAGAAGCAAAACUCCUCAGGCAGCACAAAGGCCGGCUGGAAGCUAGGAUGCAGAUUUUAGAAGAUCACAAUAAACAGCUGGAGUCUCAGCUCCACCGCCUUCGACAGCUGCUGGAGCAGCCUGAAUCUGAUUCCCGAAUCAAUGGCGUCUCCCCAUGGGCUUCCCCACAGCAUUCUUCACUGAGCUACUCCCUGGACCAGGACCCCAGCCCACAGCUUCACCCAGCAGCGGCCGAGGACCUGCUGGCCCCGCCUCACGACACCAGCACGGACCUCACUGAGGUCAUGGAGCAGAUCAACAGCACGUUUCCAUCUGGCGGCCCAAAUGUCCCCAGCAGGCCACAGGCCAUGUGAAGUAUUCAUCUAGCCAACCAACAUCUCCUGACUUACAGUAGUGCCCUUUUCAGCAAAUGUCAAUUCCAAGUUCCAUUUAAUCCAAGGCUCCUUGGCUGCGUGACACGUGCAGUUGAGCGCUGACUGUGUGUUCUACUGAAGGAGUAAAACACUGACUAUCCAAAGAGAAAAGGAUAUUUUGUUUUUAUAAUAACCAUAUAUUAUUGUUUUCUUCUUCCCUUUCUAUGCAACUGUAAAUUAAUGAACAGAGAGGUAUUUGGAAAUGGUAAUACAUUUGUCACUGAUUUGUAUUAUGUAUACAGCACUGGGAAGGUGGGUGGGGGCUUUCUAAUACUGUCUUUUUAAUAACCCUGAUGAAAAUUGCAAAAGAGAAGACCACUUUACAUUUUUACAUUCCUCCGGCUGUUCAUAUUAACCUUGUACAAUGACUUCAUUUAUCUCUUUGACUCUUUUGGCAUUAUGUUUUGGUUAUUUAUAAUUUAUCAGCCACAUGACCACAUAGAUUCCAUGUGUGUGUUUCCAUGAUUUGGCCAAAUUAAUGAGUUCACAUAUUUCAAUGGAUAUAUAUAUAUGGAUCAGAUGACAACUCUGUGUAUACUGUUGAACUGUAUUUGACAUCAUACUCUUCUUCAGUGACCACUUGGGUAACCACAACAAAAAUCCCAUGGUCCUAAAUAGCAUUUCUGUUAGGAAUUUUCCCCUCUAUGUUUACUUUCUUUUUAUGAAUAGGUCUUGGUUUCUUUAUUUAUUUUGUAUCCCAAUCUAACUAAUAGAGAAGACAGCAGUAUAAAUAUCUCAACGAUCUUUCUACCAAAGGUUGUCCAUUUAACCAAAUUUUCUUUUGGACACAGAAACAAAACUUGGUACAACCUUCCCUAGUUCCCAGGUCUUGAUUUUCAUCAUCCAGUGUAUGGUAAAUCUUUACCUACUGUGAUAGCAGAAGCAUCAUUGUCUUUAGUUCUUUGAAGAGACAUUUAUUGUUCUUAUAUUUUCAAGUCCUUCAUAAUUCUUGGAAUUCCUAGUUGUUUUCUUUCUGAAAGCAGACACAAAUUUAGUGCAUGUCUCAUUUUACCUUUUGGGUGAAUAAACAGAUGUUUUAUUACCCUUCCCUCAGUGAGUAGAUUUGGGAAGGCUGUUCAUCAAAGACAAUGCUUCUGCUCCAACAGAAGAAUGAAAUUAAUGCAUACGUGGUGGUAGUCCUGCCUUUGAGUGCAUUCAGUUAGAUAUUUGGUUUAGCUUCCGAGUUAACAUUUAAUUGAUUCAGCUUAAACAUGUUACUUAAUUACCAAAUGUAGAGAAACCAAAAAAAAAAAAGUGAAAAUACUUUGUUUUGAUUCAAGCAUAUGUGCUUUUAAAACAUCAGGACAUUUUAACUUUGGGUUCUCUUUAACUGGGAUCUGGCCAGGAGGAGGCUUAAAGUAGAAAUUGCUAUUCUUUUAGAAUAGACUGGGUGGGUUGGGGGGCAAGGGUGUCUAUUUGCAGCAUAGAUAUUUUGAGAAGAGAAUUGUUUUAUAUAAGAGGAAAGCCAUGACCACCUUUCUACCUCAGAUCCAUCUUCAUUCAUCGCGUUGGGACUAGCUUUAUGCCACUACAGUCUGCAAAGUCUAGAGCUUUUAUCAGGCCAUAUCAUACCCGAGAAAGUACCUAUUUAAGGAAAAAGUAAUUCCCUGAACUUUGAACUUCAUGUUGUAGAUUUGGUGUCUUCCUUGUUCUUACUUUGAAAGUCAUGUAUUAAUUUUUUUUCUGCCUGUAUUUGUAUGCAAAAUGAUCUUUAUCUGCUAUUAAGGAAAAGCUACAUAAUACACUACAUUGUAACCUUCUAAGUAAUAAUAAAUAAAUAUACCGCAGUAACAACAAUGGGGAAUAUGUAUGUAGUUCUUUUGAAAUAUGUGGUAAAGAACUAAUCAUAGACCAUCAUCUAAUCUGGUUACAUGUUGUAUUUUUCAUCCUGAAUAAAAGUAAUUUUAACACAA
Molecule: messenger RNA, 12859 nt
Organism: Tupaia belangeri chinensis (Chinese tree shrew)
Lineage: Eukaryota; Metazoa; Chordata; Mammalia; Scandentia; Tupaiidae
Gene: UTRN
Product: utrophin
Exons: 75
Coding region: 588-10886 (3432 amino acids)
Biological process (GO): synaptic signaling
Cellular component (GO): plasma membrane
Molecular function (GO): protein binding; zinc ion binding
Source: RefSeq, a predicted model, not a curated record